UGCAGAGUGCAGCUCAGCCUCGACAGCGGCUGCUUCCACUUGGGGGUCCUCGCUGAGCAUCGCACUCCCAUGUGCGCUGCCGUGCCCGCUGGAUGUUGAAAACGCGCCGCGCGCCACGCCAGGAGCCACCAUGUCCAACCCGACCCACGACCCGUUCUACUCCUCUCCCUUCGGACCCUUCUACCGGAGACACUCGCCCUACAUGGUCCAGCCCGAGUAUCGGAUCUACGAGAUGAACAAGCGGCUGCAGGCGCGCACGGAGGAAAGCGACAGUUUGUGGUGGGAUGCCUUCGCCACAGAGUUCUUCGAGGAGGACGCCACUCUCACGCUCUCCUUCUGCCUGGAAGAUGGACCAAAGAGAUACACGAUCGGCCGGACGCUGAUCCCCCGUUACUUCAGCACGGUGUUCGAGGGCGGGGUCACCGAGCUCCACUACAUCCUCAAACACUCCAAGGAGUCCUUCCACAACUCCUGCAUCACCCUGGACUGUGAUCAGUGCACCAUGGUCACCCAGCACGGGAAGCCAAUGUUUACAAAGGUUUGCACGGAGGGUCGUCUGAUCCUGGAGUUCGCCUUCGACGACCUGAUGCGGAUCAAGACGUGGCACUUUACCAUCCGGCAGUACCGGGAGCUCAUCCCUCGCAGCAUCCUCGCCAUGCACGCACAAGACCCUCAGGUGCUGGAACAACUGUCCAAAAACAUCACUCGCAUGGGUUUGACCAACUUCACCCUCAACUACCUCAGGCUGUGCGUCAUCCUGGAGCCCAUGCAGGAGCUCAUGUCCAGGCACAAGACCUACAACCUCAGCCCGCGGGACUGUCUCAAGACAUGCCUGUUCCAGAAGUGGCAGCGGAUGGUCGCCCCACCAGCUGGACACCCACAGAACUUCAAAACGGAAAUAUUUCCCACGAAUCACAAAAAAGGUCGCGCCAAAGCUGAGCCCGCCCGACAGACCACCACCAAGAGGAGGAAACGGAAGAACUCGGCCAGCAGCGCCAACAGCAGCGUGGGCACCGCCGCCGGCAAGAAGCGCAGCCCCGCCACCAACUUCAGCCUCUCCAGUCAGGUACCUGACGUGAUGGUCGUGGGCGAGCCCACCCUGAUGGGCGGCGAGUUCGGCGACGAAGACGAGCGCCUGAUCACCCGCCUGGAGAACACGCAGUACGACGCCACCAACGGCCUGGACGACGAGGACGACUUCAACAGCUCCCCGGCGCUGGGCAACAACGCCCCCUGGGGCAGCAAGCCCCCCUCCGCCCAGGACAGCAAGCCGGAGAGCACGGCGGCGCAGCCCUCGCAGUAGAAGACAGAC
Molecule: messenger RNA, 1312 nt
Organism: Salarias fasciatus (jewelled blenny)
Lineage: Eukaryota; Metazoa; Chordata; Actinopteri; Blenniiformes; Blenniidae
Gene: ldb2a
Product: LIM domain binding 2a
Exons: 9
Coding region: 131-1303 (390 amino acids)
Source: RefSeq, a predicted model, not a curated record